AGGUGGAAGAGAGGUAAUGCGCAUGCGCGGCGCUUGGUGGAUCGCUGCUGCUGCUGCUGCGCAAUGGCCGCCUCCUCUUCUCCAGCGUCGCUGCUACCCGUCACUCACCUCAUCUUCGACAUGGACGGCCUGCUCCUGGAUACUGAACGUCUUUAUACUGUUGUUUACCAAGAAAUCUGUCAAAGGUAUGGAAAAACCUAUACCUGGAAUGUGAAAUCCUUAGCAAUGGGCAAAAAAGCAUUGGAGGGAGCAGAGAUCAUUCGGGCUGCCCUGGACCUUCCAAUAACCAAAGAAGAGCUACUGCAUGAAAGUCAAAUUAAACAGAAGGAAUUGUUUCCCACAGCAUCACUGAUGCCAGGAGUUGAAAAACUAAUCCGCCAUCUACAUCAACACAACAUACCCAUAGCUGUUGCCACCAGCUCAGCUCGAGUGACAUUUGAAAUGAAAACAAGUCAACACAAAGACUUCUUUAAUUUAUUUCAUCAUAUUGUGUUGGGAGAUGACCCUGAAGUGAAGGGUGGCAAGCCACAGCCUGAUGUGUUUAUGGUUUGUGCAAAGAGAUUUAAUCCGCCACCACCUCCAGAAAAGUGUCUUGUAUUUGAAGAUGCUCCCAAUGGGGUGAAGGCUUCACUGACAGCUGGGAUGCAAGUGGUCAUGAUUCCAGAUGAAAACCUGGACAAGGAACUUACAAAAGAAGCCACUCUAGUGCUCCAGUCUAUGAAUGAUUUCAAGCCAGAACUGUUCGGUUUACCACCAUUUGACUGAGAACUAUCUUUUAAUGAUUAUUUUAAUUCAACUGUCCUAAACAGAGGGAAUGAUAGAUUUUAGUUGACUGUUUUAAUCAUGUGUUUUGAUUUUAUAACAGUAAUUUACUUGCUAAUUCAUUAAUUCAAAUGUAGAAAUGUGUAGUACCUUUCUUCUUCGGAAACAAACCAAGACACUUCCAGAAAAUUUACCCCAUCACUACCAGCUGCUACAGAAGGGAAGGUAGUGAAACUUGUUAUCCAAGUAAAGUUCCUUCAUGUGUCUAAAUGCACUCCCAAUGGAAUCUGUUGUUUUAGCUCUGUCUGGCAUUUCACAUUUCUCCUAUUUUUAGUCUUCAUUUUUUUCAGAAGAGGAUAUACAUAAUUCUUUUGCAAAAAUGUUAUCUACCUUAGUGAAGUUCACCACAUAGAUUGGGAGGCUGCAGGCAGGCCCUGUUAAUUUCUGUUUUAAUGUUGGACUUUGAACUCCUUUAAAAGUAAUUGAUCUAGUAGCAUUAUGCAGACAGCUACAAGCUACUGUAUCCAGUCAAGCAUGCCUGUCUUUAUUGCAUUUUCUCAUGCACAAACUAACCAUGUUCUUUUGCCAUUACAUAACUUCUGAUAUUAUUUAUCUAGUGCCUUUACAUUUUUAUCUUUCCUUUGCUGCCAGUGGUAUAUCAAAAAUUUGUUGUUAGGGAACUCUUUGUUCUUCGAACUCCAGGAAGUGCAACAGUAAUUCUCCUUCUCACCUUCCAUCACCCAACUUUCUUGCUUGCUUAACACUGUCUGGUGAAAUAAUGCAUGUGUCCAUUGUUCAGAUUCAGUUUGCUGACAUUUCUGAAGUUUUCCUGUGAAUUGUGUGUUUUGAAUAUGUUCACAACAUGUUUAGCAAUGUCAUUACAAUGUUGCUUUUGGAAAAUAGAAUAAUGCCCAAAAUAAACUCAUGUCCAAAUUCUGCAUCGGGGGGUAAAGAACCCUAUAAUCUGAAUAAAUUUUCUAAUUGUA
Sceloporus undulatus (fence lizard) is the source of this 1748-nucleotide messenger RNA. RefSeq names its product pseudouridine 5'-phosphatase (gene PUDP). The record is from RefSeq and is a predicted model, not a curated record. The transcript is spliced from 4 exons. Gene Ontology annotation, molecular function: phosphatase activity. Bases 64 to 765 code for a protein of 233 amino acids. Lineage: Eukaryota; Metazoa; Chordata; Lepidosauria; Squamata; Phrynosomatidae.